UCUCUCUCUCUCUCUCUCUCUCUCUCUCUCUCUCUCUCUCUCGACCUCUGUUAACUUUUUUCACGAGAGCACCAUGCCUGCUCUACCAGAAGAACCCAUGUCUGCUCUGCCAGAAGAACCCCUUCUUGCUUCGAACCCUGAUCGAUUUUGCAUGUUUCCCAUAAAAUAUCCCCAAAUUUGGGAGAUGUAUAAGAAAGCAGAGGCCUCUUUCUGGACUGCUGAAGAGGUCGAUCUCUCUCAAGACCUUCAGCACUGGGAUUCUCUCACUUCUGGGGAAAAACACUUCAUAACCCAUGUCCUUGCUUUCUUUGCAGCUUCUGAUGGUAUAGUCCUUGAAAACCUUGCGGGUCGAUUCAUGAAGGAGGUUCAAGUUGCAGAGGCUAGGGCUUUCUAUGGCUUCCAGAUCGCCAUUGAAAACAUCCACUCUGAGAUGUACAGCCUCUUGCUUGAAUCUUACAUCAAGGAUUCCAGUGAGAAGAGUCGAUUGUUCAGGGCUGUUGAAACGGUUCCCUGUGUUGCCAAAAAAGCAGACUGGGCGCUAAAAUGGAUCAAUUCCUCUGAAUCUUUUGCAGAGAGGUUGAUUGCUUUUGCCUGUGUUGAAGGUAUCUUCUUUUCUGGUAGUUUUUGUUCCAUAUUUUGGCUAAAAAAAAGGGGUUUAAUGCCUGGUUUAACCUUCUCUAAUGAACUCAUUUCAAGAGAUGAAGGUUUACACUGUGAUUUUGCUUGCCUUCUCUAUGAUCUUCUAAACCACAAGCUCCCUCAACAAAGCGUUCAAAAUAUAGUAAGGGAAUCUGUAGAGAUAGAGAGAGAAUUUGUUUGUGAUGCCUUGCCCUGUGCUCUAGUGGGAAUGAACGGCAAUCUGAUGAGCCAGUACAUCGAAUUUGUGGCUGAUAGGCUGUUGAAUGCUUUGGGGUGUGAUAAAAUCUAUGGGGUUCAAAACCCAUUUGAUUGGAUGGAACUCAUUUCACUGCAGGGGAAGACUAAUUUCUUUGAGAAGAGGGUUGGAGAAUACCAAAAGGCUUCAGUGAUGAACAGUAUUAAUGGAGAUGGGAAGAAUCAUGUGUUUAGGUUGGAUGAGGACUUCUGAAGUUAUUCCUUGUAACAUAGAGAUUUCAGGGUGUUUUUUUCUUCUCUCUCUCUCUCUCUCUCGCUAGAUUUCAGGGUUCUCUUUCUUCCUCUCUAUCUUUAUCUCUCUCAGAAUGGGCGUAUUUGGUGUAAUAUGGUUCUUGAUGAAUGGAUCAGUAAAAGGAUUUAUUUCUUCUC
Amborella trichopoda is the source of this 1263-nucleotide messenger RNA. RefSeq names its product Ferritin/ribonucleotide reductase-like family protein (gene TSO2). NCBI's taxonomy places the organism in Eukaryota, Viridiplantae, Streptophyta, Magnoliopsida, Amborellales, Amborellaceae. The record is from RefSeq and is a predicted model, not a curated record. Gene Ontology annotation, molecular function: oxidoreductase activity. Gene Ontology annotation, biological process: deoxyribonucleotide biosynthetic process.